CCGGCCCGACCGGUGGCAUAGCUAUAAAACGUCAGCCCCUCCCAGCCCUUCCUAUUUCUUCCAGGGCAGCGAGCGUCAGGUCUAGUCUCAGACAGAAUGGUACCGAAGUUUGCCUUAGUGUUGGUCCUGCUGCCCCUGGCUUUGGCCUGGCCGAUGGAGGUGAAGGACGAUGAGAAGGAGAUGAUGAUGAAGUACAUGAUGGCAACAGAGGGCAAAGAAGACAACAAGGACAUGAUGAUGAAGUACAUGAUGGCAACAGAGGGCAAAGAAGACAACAAGGACAUGAUGAUGAAGUACAUGAUGGCAACAGAGGGCAAAGAAGACAACAAGGACAUGAUGAUGAAGUACAUGAUGAAGAAGAUGGCGGAGGAGAAGAAGGAGCACUAUGCCGGGGAUGCUGAUGGAUGUAAGGCUGAUGACGAUGCUGAGUGGAAGGUCUGGGUCAAGAAACAGCAGGAGGAGAAGGCCGAGAAGAUGAAGGAGGAGUAUAAGAAGUUUAAGGAGUUCAUGGCUCACAAGAAGAUGAUGGAGGAGAAGAAGAUGGAGGAGAAGAAGGAACAGAUGUAUGAGAUGUGGCAGAAGCAGAAGGAGAUGAAGGAGAGGGAGGAGAAGGAAGGGGAGUUCAAGGAGAUGAUCGAGUCCUUCCAGAGCCAGAAACACAAGUUCGCCUUCCAGCUGACUCAUGAGUUCCUCCAACUGUGCCAAUGCAAUGAGGUCUCAGAGCAGAUGGAAAAGCUUUCGAUGUUCACCAUCCGUAACGGCACUGACCUGAUGGACAACAUGACUUCAAGCAACGUGAGCAUGUCAAUGGAAACUGGCGACAUGGCCAUGCUGGCCCAGAAGAUGUCCAAGAUGUCUGCCGAGGAGAAGAAGAAGGUGUUCAUGGCCGGCCUCAUCAAGUCCAUGUGUAAUGGCGCUCAGACCUUCAUCAGGCACGCCAAGCAGUUUGAGGAGAUGUACGUGGUCAAAUACACUGACGACAAGGAACCGACUACAACCAAGGAUCCUUUCACCUCAGAUUAGUACCACUUCGAGCACCGCAAAGUGAGAUUAUAAUUUUGCGUUAUGUCUGCUGUAAAUAAAUCCAGUGUUUUUCUUCGACAUAACUGCUGUUCGUGUAAACGUUUUACAUCCUCUGCAUUGUCCUGUGACUAUUUCCUAAAUGGACACCUCAUCUGUCAGGAUCCGCUGGUCGUGGAUUCGAAAUCCCAGAUUUCCCGAUUAGCACCCUUGGUCUCGAGGCACCCGUCUUGUACUUUUUUUUCAAAAUGGUAUACGUCAACUACCUGAGUCACGUUCGGCGCCACAUUAAACUGUCAUGCUUUAAGAGACUGAUGUUCUAACCGGUGAUACACAUAAUGCGAUUACUAACUGUCACCAAUGUAAGUUUUCUACACUGUUCAUAUCUUCUUUGCAUUUAUUAAGUUUUUAAUAGGACUUUGUACAUAUAACUACUCUGCUGAAUAAAAAGAUUUGUUAAUAAUA
Haliotis rufescens (red abalone) is the source of this 1485-nucleotide messenger RNA. Its product is annotated as golgin subfamily A member 6-like protein 22. NCBI's taxonomy places the organism in Eukaryota, Metazoa, Mollusca, Gastropoda, Lepetellida, Haliotidae. The transcript has 4 exons. The record is from RefSeq and is a predicted model, not a curated record. Bases 97 to 1023 code for a protein of 308 amino acids.